CAGUGGCUCUGAUCAGAUAAAGAGGUUGAAGCGCGCACAUUCCUCCGCAGUUUGCAAGUGAAGCUUCAUUGUGACUGAUGGAUUGUUCAGAGGAGGUUCAGUGUGUGUCCGAGGAGACCAGCGCUCAGAUGGAGCUGAAGAAGGGGAUGUCAAUUUUCAUUGAUAUUUUACGGAGGGCUGAUAAAAACGAUGAUGGAAAACUGUCCUUCGACGAAUUCAAAGCCUACUUCUCCGAUGGUGUGCUGACGGCUGACGAAUUGAAGGAGCUCUUCCACACAAUCGACACUCACAACACAGACAACGUGGACACCGACGAACUCUGUGAGUAUUUCUCCCAGCACCUCUGCGAAUAUGAGAAUGUUCUCGGCGCCUUAGAAGACCUGAAUAUGUCCAUACUGAAGGCGAUGGACAAGACAAAGAAGGAUUAUCAGGAGUCCACCCACCUGGAGCAGUUUGUGACCCGCUUCCUGCUGAAGGAGACAACCAAUCAGCUUCAUUCACUUCAAAGCUCGCUCGAGUGCGCCAUGGAAACCACAGCUGAGCAGACCCGCCAGGAGAAACAGGGCCCGGUGAAGCCAGAGGUUCUGUCCAUCCAGUGGUCGGGCCGUCGCUCCAACCGGCGGCUCCAGAGGAACAGCAGCCUCUCUCCCAACAACCCUCUCCUCAGUCUUGUCAACUCAGGUGUUUACGAGGAGGACGGCCAGUGGAUUGUUCAGGUCAACAGGCUGCAGAAGCUUAUUGAUCGUCUGGAGCAAAAGGAGAUUCGUCUGGAGCCCGUCGAGGAGGAGGUCUUGGAGAGCAAAUCGCACAUCCUGAUCGUCCAGAGGCAGCUCUCGGUGCUGGAGGAGGAGCUGGAGGAGUUUCGUUUGGCUCUCAGACAGUACAUGGAGUGUGCCUGUGCCCAGACUGGAUGUCUACACAUCGCAGCUCAGCGGCUGGCAAAUGAAUCACGCUUCAUUCUCUAUGAAUUCUGGGAGCACAACAACGUGUGGAAGAAUCACCUGCAGACCAACUACAGUAAGACCUUCCAGAGGGGGAAUGUGGACUUCCUGGAGACCCCUGAGCUCGUCACCACCAUGCUGGUUCCCGCCUCAUGGUGGGUCCUCAACAACAACUGAAAUUGGACGGGCACCCUUCACAGGUCGUUACUGACGGGUGCAGAGAGCAAACAACCGCCUGUCAACACAUCAGGACACGCACAUGCACACACACAGACAAAACACACCCACACACUCACCCACACACACUAACUCAACACAAACUCGUGAAGUCAUGGUGAUUAGUAUCAAUUUUAUGACCUCCAUGUUCCUUCAUAGUUAGGUGGUAGCUGAUAUAGCCCACGUGUGCGUGUUUUAUUCACACCCCUAGACGACGCUCUGACGUCCUAAAAGCAAUGACCUCGUCAGACAGAGACCCAUCUGAUGAUCUGACAUCAUCACUGUGUUUGACGUGACAUCAUCUUCAGCCCGGGGUGGAUCAAGAGAGCUGAAGCGUGCGGUGAAUGUGCUUGACACAGAGAGUGUAUUUGUGUGUGUGCGUGUGUAUGUGUGUGUGUUUGUGUGUGUGUGUGUGUGUGUGUGUGUGUGUGUGUGUGUGUGUGUGUGUGUGUGUGUGUGUGUGAAGGAGAGAUAGAGAGAGAUAGAGAGAGGGAGAGAGGAGGACAGAUAUAAUUGUAUCAAUUGUAGCAGCUCUGGGGAGCUCAUUAAACCAUUAUUCUGUUGUUUCUGUAUUAUUGUGUCAAACUGAGAUAAAAAUCUGUUGGUCAUAAAUAAAGACACUAUAUUGUUGUGUAAAUCA
Molecule: messenger RNA, 1797 nt
Organism: Acanthopagrus latus (yellowfin seabream)
Lineage: Eukaryota; Metazoa; Chordata; Actinopteri; Spariformes; Sparidae
Gene: necab1
Product: N-terminal EF-hand calcium binding protein 1
Exons: 13
Coding region: 78-1118 (346 amino acids)
Biological process (GO): regulation of amyloid precursor protein biosynthetic process
Cellular component (GO): cytoplasm
Molecular function (GO): calcium ion binding
Source: RefSeq, a predicted model, not a curated record